Messenger RNA from Chara braunii, 2063 nucleotides. The record is from the annotation of a GenBank genome assembly. Lineage: Eukaryota; Viridiplantae; Streptophyta; Charophyceae; Charales; Characeae.
CGAGAGCUGCUGUUUUGGCUAUUUCGCUACGGGUAGUUGAGAGGGCGGGUAGGAGAAACAAUCUAAUCAUGCUUACGGAAAAAGAUCAGCUCGUUUCGGCAGACGAAGAAAUAUCAAAACAGUGGGACGAAUGACCAACGUCAUUUUUCGAUUAGGAAAGGUGCAUGCGUUGGGAGAUGUCGUGGUAUUAAACGUAAACACCUACGAUGUCCUUUUCAGCCUUCCCGCUCUUGUGGCGUUACGAGCAAAUCUGGACUUCGAGCGACUGUCGAUUAUCCUCCGAAAUACGGGAGGAAAACCCUAUGAUGUACCCAUGAGACUAGCUCUUCGUACUACCACCAACGUGGUCCCGCGAGUUUCUCCGAUGAUAGUGGGAACCCUUCGCAUGAUCACCUGGGAAAACUCCGCAGACGAUGAGCCAUCAUCGAAGGAUGCGGAUAGCAGUGACGAAAAUGAUCCGGUAAUCCUGGAACUAGCACGACAACGCAUUUAUUACAACGCCGCCCAGAACGAUCGCAAGAACGAUGCAUCUAACUAGCAUUUCGAGGCAGAAUCAGACGGGCUCGGAAUUAAGAUCGCAACUAAACCCGUACCAUGGCAAGAUAUCUGCGAUGGAAUCACCCCGGAAGGACAUGUGGCCAUCCGGGAGAAAGACGCCCAGAUGAUGGUCACGGUGUUCUCCUGGCGAUCAGACCAUUCGCUUAUCUCUGCGCCACCACCCGAGGCAGCGAAACAAGCACGCACGAAGCAGAUCAACGUACGGAUCUGGAGUCAGCCUUAUGAAUUGCACGUUCCGCAGUACAUACCUGAUGAGAUUCAUCGUUUCAUUACGGACAUUCUGACGGAAUAUCAGGGAGCGAUUAGUGUAAUGGACACUGACAUCGGCUUGUCGUUGGUCAUACAACACGAGAUCCAGACAGGAAGCCAUCCCCCGGUCCAUUGCAAACCCUAUAGAUACUCCCUAACUGAACGAAGGACAACCUUGCAACGAAUUAGGGAAUUUGAAGCUAAUGGAUGGAUUGAACCGGCUACAGGACCGUGGUCUUUUCCCAUGGUAUUGCUACCGAAGAAGAACGGAUCGAUCCGCAUAUGCAUCGAUUAUCGCAAACUGAAUGACAUCACGAUUAAAGAUGUGUAUCCCCUCCCCCGGAUUGAUGAUUUGCUGGAUGCGAUUGAAUGUGCUAAUUAUUUUAGCAAGUUUGAUAUUCGGCAUGGCUUCCAUCACAUUCUGGUUAAGGAGGAAGAUCGGCCGAAAACGGCCUUCGUGUUGUUCGAAGGCAUGUGGCAGUGGGUUCGAUGUCCGAUGGGAAUUUGCAACGCGCCUGCCACGUUUCAACGAGCAAUGAACUUCCGCUGGUCAGAAUCGACACCAUUCGGAGAAGGACUAGAGCACCCAGAGGACAGCGUGGAGCUCCUAAUCAUCCUGGCCUGGAGGACGGCAGAGGAAGGCGAUCUGCUGGGGAUCGUAUUUGGAAAGGUGGAGGAGGGAAAUCUCGCCCUGAUUACGAGCGAGCCGUUGGUGUUCCUGACCCAGCUGGUGGAUGAUCUGCACUUGGACAUCUUGUCGCGGCGCGACGAGCAGCCCGACACCCACAUGCUGUCUCGGACGCUCGAGCCGCACUUGGUGUGGUCCACGUGUACAGAGAUCGACGAGGACAACUAUCUCUAUCCCUCCCAAGCACUUUACCUUGAAAUCGACGUCACCGAUUGCACGUUUUGGGACCCGAUCGCGCGGAGAAAUGCGGCGCAAAACAAGGAGAUAGAAGUAGUGAAGGAAGAAGAAGAAGAAGAAGAAGAGGAGCUAUCGAGUGAAGGGCGGGACGACCCUGACUACGUCCCGGAGAGAGAAGCGGGGGUAGCGAGAGGAUCGAGCCAGCAUCGCGAAAAGAGCGAAGAGGAGGAAGAGCAAAAGGAGCGAAAGCGACGGGAAAACGCGGAGGGUAAGCGACCCGUGAAGGAGGGAACUCCUAUUGAUCUGUGAAACCGCGCGUUCAUUGAACGCGGGUUUUCGGUUCAGAAAUUGAAUGGAAAGCACGCGCGUUCAAUGAACGGGACCGAACGCG